GCAGUUCGCGCGCGGCCACGCCGUCACACGGUUGUUUCAGAGACGCACCUCCCGGGGGAAGUCGUUUCCUUCUUGAAGAGAAUAGUCGGAGCCCAACGACACGGCGUAGUGCGACGAUACUCGAAUUGGUACUCGGUGAAUUGUAGUCGCGGCGGCAGACAGAUCGUCCUCUGCGUCCCUCAGGCGUGCACCGCCUGUCGCGAUGAUAACGUUGUGUCACUCUGUACGAAGCAUCAUAAUGUGGCCAACACUGCUCGCAAGCCUCGUUCUAUUGUCGGCGAUACCGUACGGUCUUCCACGAAGCAUCAGUCAUGACGAAGGCCGAUGGAAGCGCAGCAUCGACUUAAAUGACAUCUACUACUCGAAAAUGCGCCAGUACAGAUUACCGAGCGAAGUCACGCCGACCAGUUAUCACCUAAACAUCAAGAUACCCUCCAUCAAAGAUGUAUCGGACACUAAGUUUGACGGUGACGUCAAAAUUAACCUCACCUGGUCCGACAUCAGCGACAGGAUAAUCUUGAACAUGCACUCAAAUCUGUCGAUUGUAGAUGUCAAAAUCAGAGUGAUUCAAUUGCCACCCGACGAAGUGGAAAAAGGCACAUCAAUGGACGUCUAUAUCGCGAGGAUUGAACGGCAGGAAAAGAAAUCCUGGUUGAUCAUUCAUCUGGAGCAAAUGCUGAAGAACGGAACUGUCUGCGAGGUCCACAUUUUAUAUAACGGAAGUCUUGACACGUCUGAGAAUGCUGGCCUCUACAGAAGUACGUAUAUGGACUUGCGUAAAGGCCUACAACACCCCUUCGUCUCCACUUAUUUGCAAUUAGAGAACGCGCAGAAGAUGUUACCCUGCAUGGAUGAACCGCCGUACAAAGCGACAUUCAAGCUGAGCUUGUUGUAUCCGAAAGAAUACAAGGCACUCACGAACUCGCCAUCGGUUUCACGAGUUCAGGAGAAUUCGAUAAUCCGGGAGGAGUUUGCAGAAACACCUCGAAUCUCAACGAACCAAUUGGCUCUUCUGAUAUCGGAUCUGCAGGAAAUCCAUCCUACGAUAGAAGUCAACGAGAUAAACGGGAAAAAGCUGCAAGUGAGAGUCUGGGGUCGCAAGGAUUUCUUGGAGUCACUGGUUAACGUUCCCGACAAGGUUGUAAGGAUUAUUAAUUAUGCGCAAGACUACUUCAACAGCUCCAUCGGCUUACCCAAAUUGGACAUCGUAGCGAUGCCCAUGUACAGUGCUUCCAAAGCGUCCGACAACUGGGGUCUCAUGUUCUUCAAGGAAAGUGAAAUCAGCAGUUCUCUCGUCUGGACUACUGCUUACGAACUUCUUUAUCAAUGGAUUGGUCAAUCCGUGACUCCAUAUCGUCGAAAUGAUGCGCCGGUUAACAAAGCUCUCAAUUCGUUCUUGGCGUCUAUGAUGACAAUCGAUCUAAAUCCAAACGAAAUGGAAGGAAAAUGGCCGAUGACGAUGCUGUAUUCUUUGUAUUACGAAUUUGCGCAGACGGCACCUUUCUCCAGGGUCGCCGGUAUUAGACAAGAAGCAACGUGGACAAAAGCCGAGUUGGUAUUCCGAAUGUUUAAUUACACCCUUGGUUACGAGCUGUUCCAGAGAAGUGUGAGGAAUUUCUUCCAUCAGCAGUCGAAAGAAGAUCGCAGAACCUUCUUCGCCGAUGACAUCUUCAAUUACCUGAAUAAUGUGGCGAACGAAACGAACAAUUUACCGCCAGGUCUGACCAUCAACAGCAUCGCCGCGUCGUGGAUCAAUCGGGACAGAGUGCCGUUGGUCACCGUCAAUCGCGAUUACGAAACUGGAAAAAUUAAUCUCAGUCAGAAAGUCUACCUGAGAGACAUUGCGUCGGAAUCAACGGCGAAAAUAUCGUAUCUAUGGGACAUUCCGAUAGUGAUGCAGGCUCAAAAUAAAUUGAACUUCUACAACACCAAACCAACCGUGUGGUUAACAAAAGAAAACGAACCGAGAAAUUUAACUAUUACGGAUAUCAGCGAUAAAAAUAAUUUUAUCAUUGUCAAUCCUGAAGAAAUAGCAAUGUUCCCGGUGAAUUACGACUCGUGCAACUGGAAGAUGUUGUCGCAGUAUCUACAGGGACCAGACCGUGAGAAAAUACCUCCGUUAACGAGAGCGAAGCUUCUGCACGACGCGUGGAACCUAGCAUACGCCGGCGAGCUGUGCUUCGGCAUCGCCAUGAACAUGACUCUCUUCCUCAAGGAAGAGAAGAGCCAUGUGGUUUGGGAGCCUGUGUUCACGAUGAUUCAUCAUGUCGGCCGGCGAAUCGAGGGAUUAGACGUAUAUUUGAAAUUUGAGGCUUAUAUCCGAAACUUACUGAAGCCCCUCUAUUUGGAACUUGGCGAGACCCCGCAGCCCAGUGAACCCUCCUGGAAAAAUCACGCUCGUAUCCUUGUGAAAAACUUCCUAUGCCGGGCUGGAUACGAACCUUGCGUUAAGGAAGCGAGAGAUCAAUUCAAGAAAUGGCUAAUCGACGAAGAACCGGACAAAGGAAACCCGGUCGCGAAUGAAUUCCUCUGCCCGGUGUUCAAAUGGGGCACCGACGACGAAUGGGAGUUCGGAUUGCAGCGUGUAAUAAAUUUCCCCAAAACCAGUCUGGCGAGGAAGCAGAACGAGCGCACUUACCUAUUGAAGACCCUUGCCGGGUGCCCGAAGGAUGCGAACAAAAUCGAAAGGUUGCUGCAGGAAGCCGUGCUGGACCAGAAUGAGAAUAUUACGGACACGGACAUCCGCCUGAUCUUCAGCAUGCUGACCAGCAGCGCGACCGGCUACAAGACCCUGUUCAACUUCCUGCAUGAGCACUGGUAUACCGUGAAGGAGCGAUUCGAGAACAAGACCACCCUCUGGAACGGCAUCGUCAACUUUGCCACGUCGUCGUUCAACACGCAGGAGGGCUAUGAUAUGGUGAACAAGCUUUAUACGGACCAUCAGGACGAGUUCGAAUCGGCGGACGCUAUCAUCAAGAAGGCGCUCAAAAACAUCAAGCAAGAGACCAAGUGGAAUGAGGAGAACGUGCCGAUAAUUGACGCCUGGCUCAACGAGAUGCUGUCUAAGGAAGAAUUGGACGCGAUCGCGGCUUCGGUGUCUACCGUCGGCCUCUCCGCGACCAUCUUAGAAUCAACUACUAAUCCGAUAACAACAAAUUAAGUAGCUAGACACGCGUGACCGUCCGCGGUGCGGAUGGUCCUGAUCGAAUGGGUGAAUGAAUGAACUCGAAUUUUCAAGAUUCUGAUGUUUGACCCGUAAAGAGUGUAGUCUAUGUUUUCUCAGCUGCUCUCUAAAGCACAUUUAACUUUUUUUUUUUUUUUAAUAUAAUUAUAAUGAUAUCUUUGCUUGCUUAA
This is a messenger RNA of Linepithema humile (Argentine ant), 3354 nucleotides long. RefSeq names its product aminopeptidase N. Gene Ontology annotation, cellular component: cytoplasm. The record is from RefSeq and is a predicted model, not a curated record. NCBI's taxonomy places the organism in Eukaryota, Metazoa, Arthropoda, Insecta, Hymenoptera, Formicidae. Gene Ontology annotation, molecular function: metallopeptidase activity; zinc ion binding. Gene Ontology annotation, biological process: proteolysis.